GCUUGCACAGACUGUUGGCCCGCCUUUUUAAAAUGAACAGUACAGUGCACAUGCUGGUAGCUGUAUCCUCUACAGUCUAUAAUUCUCUUUUAAGAAGCAAUGAAGGAAAUACUUGUACUACUGGUUCUGUUGAGUGCCGAAACUGCCAAGGUGUGCUCUCAGCCCUAUACGGUGGACUCAAAUGGAAACUGUCGCAACUCAACAAGAGAAUACAUGCCUGAUGAAUCUAACCUGUGUUGCAAGAAAUGCCGCCCUGGUGAGCGACUGAUAGAGGACUGCACUGAAACUACUGAGAGUGUGUGUGCAAAGUGUGAACCAGGCCAGUACAUGGAGAGCUGGAACUUUGCCCAAAACUGCUUCUCCUGUGAAAAAUGCAAAACAAGAAAUGGUGUAGAGUACGCCCAGAACUGCUCCUCUACCACAAGGGCCAGGUGUAAGUGCAUGCCUGGGAUGUAUUGUGUGAUAGGAUUUAACAGCCCAUACUGCAAAGAAUGUGCGAGGUACAUCCCAUGCAAAGUUGGUCAUGGAGUGUCUCUGCCAGGGACGGCAAACUCAAAUGUGAGGUGUGAACAGUGCCCAGUCGGGACGUUCUCUGACACAAUCUCCCUCACGGACCGCUGUCGGCCUCAUACAAACUGUCAUGGGAAUGCUGUUGUCAGAAAAGGCAACACUACCUCGGACACCUUGUGUGAACAUCAGGGUGUUACAACUGCACAGAUUCCAAAAACAUUAAAAGCGGAUGACACUGGCUUUGUAGUCAUGACUGCAAGUACAAUGAGGAGCACAGUCUUAGAAGUCUCCGACUCCAUGCUGCCUGUCUCAAAGGAAGUAUUCAACCGUUCAACAAAAAGCCCACCGCCACUCACAGCACCUGACAUUACUCUGGUUGCUGUCAGUGCUGGAAUCAUUGGAUCCGUUUUGCUUUUCAUCAUUAUCAUUUUGGUGUGUUUUUACAAACAUUUCUGGAAGAAAGACACUGCAGAAUUUCCUCUUAAAGUGGAUGCAAAUGGAAACUGUGAAAGUAGUGAUAAAAUCAUUCCGGGUUAUUUGGGGGAAACUCAACUGAUUUCAUUGACUCACUCACCAGAACAACAGGGUCUUCUGGGAAAAGGGGAAGCUUGCAGUGACCACAGCCAGUGCAAUAACUAUACUGAAGCUUUAACCCGAACAGACGGCUGCAGCAGCCAUGACUCCAUCGGCCCUUUACAAUCAACUGUCGCCCUUGACGAUUCAUGCUCUGCUCUGUCAGAGCCAAUGACUUUAAUUUCCAACACAGAACCUGUCACACCUCAGCCCAGUGUCCCUGCACAGCACUCCUCUCAGCCUACCAGCCCGCAGAUCAUCAGCCCUGUGACCACCAGUCCUCAUGUCAAUGUCAAUAUCACUUUCCACAUAGGAAACGGGUCUGGCGGGACGCCAUCUGUUAUUCCCACAAACUUGAAGGAAGCAGACUGUCAACUCCCCUUUGGAGAGGAGGAGAAAUCCUAUAGCAUCCCACAGCAAGAAGAUGGCAAACAUUCGCAAAUGUCAGUACAGGACAGUGGAAGUUACAGUGUAUGAAGAGUCACCUGCAGGAAAACUGAUAAAUCGAUUAGUUUUUUCUUUCUCUCAUGAUGCAACGUUGACAGCAAUUUGAUUGUUUUUAUGAGGACAUGACAAGCUUAAACUUUCCCAUAUCAAAAUCAUAUUGUCACUAUAUAUAUGUAUAUACAGAACAUUGUAAAUAAAGAUGCUAAUAUUGUCUCUCA
Molecule: messenger RNA, 1748 nt
Organism: Seriola aureovittata
Lineage: Eukaryota; Metazoa; Chordata; Actinopteri; Carangiformes; Carangidae
Gene: tnfrsf1b
Product: tumor necrosis factor receptor superfamily, member 1B
Exons: 9
Coding region: 100-1560 (486 amino acids)
Biological process (GO): negative regulation of neuroinflammatory response; regulation of T cell cytokine production; apoptotic process
Cellular component (GO): membrane
Molecular function (GO): tumor necrosis factor receptor activity; tumor necrosis factor binding
Source: RefSeq, a predicted model, not a curated record